AUCCUCUCCGAGGCGGCCAUAGCCCUUAACUUACGUAUAUGUAUAUAUUUCGUUUGUCUCCCAUAAAUCCACAACCCCCCGAUCAGACCUCCUCUCUCUCACACACAUCUGGCAACCAGCUUCUUUUCCCUCUGCUCAUCAAUUCAUCCAUUCUGCUUCCUCUCAUCUGUCUUUGUUUUUUAAUCUCCUCCAAAGAUUAAACUUCUCAAGAUAUGGAGAUAUGCUAUAGGCAGCCAUAUGUUCAUCCAGAAUUCAAGUUACUUAUUGAGAGAAUUCAUCCUCCCAGGAUUUGCAUUGAUAAUGAAGCAUUCCCAGACUGCACACUUGUGAAGGUUGAUAGUGCCAACAAGCAUGGGAUAUUGCUGGAGAUAGUUCAAGUUUUGACAGAUCUUGAUUUGGUCAUCUCCAAAUCUUAUGUCAGUUCUGACGGCGGUUGGUUAAUGGAUGUGUUUCAUGUGACUGAUCAAGUGGGAAACAAAAUAAUGGACGAAAGUAUCAUCCACUACAUCCAGCAGGCUCUUUGUGAAAGUAGGAGGGGGGUCCAAUCCUUCAUAGGUAGAGACGUUAGGCCUCGAUAUGUGUCCACAGAACACACAACUGCUUUGGAAAUGACUGGUACAGACAGGCCUGGGCUAAUGUCUGAAAUCUCAGCCGUGCUGGCUGAGAUGGGAUGCCACAUUACCGCAGCCGUGGCUUGGACCCACAACUCUCGAGCAGCUUGCAUACUCUAUGUUGAAGAAGAAGAAGAAGACAUGAAGCGUGGGCCGAUCAGGGACCCAUACCGCGUGGCCCAAAUCCAAGGCCAAUUAGAGAAUGUUGUUGAGGCCCAUCACUAUAACGGGGAACGACGGAGCGUGAGGUUGUCGGACCCCGGCGCGAUCCGGACGCAUACCGAGAGGCGGCUCCACCAGCUAAUGGCAGCUGAUGGAGACUACGAGCAAUGUAGCCACAGGAACGGUGGUGGGACCCGCGUGAAGAUAGAAAAUUGUAAAGAGAAAGGAGGGUACAGUAUAGUAACAGUGUGGUGUAAAGACAGGCCGAAGUUGCUGUUUGACACCGUUUGCGCCCUUACGGACAUGCACUAUGUUGUUUCUCACGCAUCCAUUAGCUCUCAGGAUUCAAUGUCGCUUCAGGAGUAUUACUUAAGGCAUGAGGAUGGCUGCACUUUGGACUUGGAAAGUGAGAGGAUUAGAGUUACACAAUGUUUGAUAGCCGCCACCGAAAGAAGAGCUUCUUAUGGAUUGAGGCUGGAUAUACGCACUCAAAACAGGACGGGAUUGUUAUCGGACGUGUCAAGAGUGUUCCGAGAAAAUGGAUUAUCCAUCUCCAAUGCUGAGAUUGGGACACAAGGUGAGAGCGCAAUAGGCACUUUCUACGUCAAAGACGCUUCGGGGCAAAGUGUUAAUGCAGAAACACUAGAGUCAGUUAGACGAGAAAUCGGAAGCACCUCUGUGGUGGUUUACGAAUCCUCAGAUCAGUUAUCUACAGUUAGCAGUAAGCGCAAUGGAGAAGUUGUGAAGGCUGGUGGGGUUUCACUAGGAAGCUUGCUGUGGGCACAAAUAGGAAAAAUUUCAAGCAAUUUCAGACCCAUAAGAUCUUAAACCUGCACACCAGCUUCUAUAUUAUUUACUGCCCUUCCACAAAGUUAAGCACAUCUGCAGACUCUUCUUUAUAUCUGAUAGACUCAGCCAAACUGGUCAGCUACACCAUGAACCAAGAACGAGCUCGAAGCUCAUCCUCGGAAGUCGGACAUGACCACCGUUACAAGCCGAGUCGGUCAUAGAUAUGGUCCUUUGAAGUGAUUGUUAGGCACGGAAUUUGUAAGGUCUAGACAAUUACACUUGCGAUACUUAGACAUUCAUGUACAAAGUUAGCUUUAGUAAUUAGUAUGGACCUCUACACUUGAAAGUAUACACUCAUACCAUACCUGCUGAUAAGUUGAUAGUUGAUAAGUUGAAAAUAGUGUUACCAAACGCGCUCAUAAAAGUGUAUACUUUUCAAGUACCACAGUUUGGAUGGAAUGCAAAGUUAAGUACUUAGGGC
Molecule: messenger RNA, 2043 nt
Organism: Cuscuta europaea
Lineage: Eukaryota; Viridiplantae; Streptophyta; Magnoliopsida; Solanales; Convolvulaceae
Source: the annotation of a GenBank genome assembly